This is a messenger RNA of Paramecium pentaurelia, 662 nucleotides long. The record is from the annotation of a GenBank genome assembly. Lineage: Eukaryota; Ciliophora; Oligohymenophorea; Peniculida; Parameciidae.
UAUGAAAUAACAAUAUCCAGUUCCAAAAGUAACAAAAAAGGUCAUCAUAAUCAAUCAAAAGUAAAGAAUUCUAUUUUGAUAUACUAGAUCAAAUGUGUUACAUGAAAAUGAUAAUCGAUGCAAUACUUAAAACUAAUAACAAUUCAAUUAUGAUUAAUAGAAAUAAAUUAAGAAUAUUGACAUUCCAAUAGAACUAGAACGUAAAAUAAAAUUUAAUUCUUAGAAAAUGCUAAUAAUUAUAAUGAACAAUCAUAUUAGCAAAUUACUCUAUUGUAUUAAAAGAAUAGCAUUUAAUUAUAAGAUUUCUAAACUUAAAUAGAUGAAUUGAAGUAGAGAAUCCAAUUUAUUGAAUAAAAAUUCUCUAAUUUAGAAGCAACAAGUAAAAAAAAAAAAAACAGAAGAACUGCAGCAUAAAUAGAGAAAAAUUUUGAAGUUAGUUAGAUAUGAUCUAUUUUGUAGUGUCCAUAUAAAAAUUGUUUGAAACAGUAUGGAUCUGAUGUUUCUUUAAAUUUACAUAUUAAAUUUAAGCAUAAUGGUGGAAAUAAGAGUGAACGCUAAAAAAUAAUUGUAAAUAAACAAUUUUAUAAUAAAAGAAAUAAUUACAAGCUGGAGAAAUUGAUGAAAAAGAUAUUAAAAACAUCAACUUACCACCUAUAUGAAUA